Messenger RNA from Fusarium proliferatum ET1, 747 nucleotides. RefSeq lists its product as uncharacterized. The coding region runs from base 1 to 747 and encodes 248 amino acids. The transcript is spliced from 2 exons. The record is from RefSeq and is a predicted model, not a curated record. Lineage: Eukaryota; Fungi; Ascomycota; Sordariomycetes; Hypocreales; Nectriaceae.
AUGGCAUCGUUGCAGAGAACACAUCAGGAUAUCCUGCCUUGCCCCACUUGGGUUUGGUCCAACAAUUCCAAUGUUCACGUCGCUAAAGACCGUUCUUGGUUCGGUGACGAUUACGUUUCCCUCAAUUCUGCUAUUAACAGCGCGACUGGAACCCCGAUUGAGGUUAUCGGCAUAGGUACGGUCGACCUUCCCACGAAGACGUCCUCAAACCGAAACGGUCCACGCUCCCAUGGCACCCUCCGUUUGAAGAACGUACUGCACGCCCCUAGCAUCAUCUGCAACAUCAUCGGAUCGCCCGUUCUAAAUGACUACAAAAUCUUCACUUCGUUUUCCAAAAUCUCCUCUGGUUCCAUCCGCAGGCUCUCUGAUGGCCACCUUAUAGCCUAUUUUAAGCCGGCGACCCAAGCCGUACCGUUUUUCCAAGUUCGUCUUAGCGGACCCCCGGUUGGACCCAAGGUUGGCCCUCCACCUUUGGAUCCAUCCACGAAAUACCUACUUCGGGCGGAAUGGCCGGACAGCGAAAGAAAGAAGCAUGAUAAUGUUCAACUUCUGUUGCAGGAUAAAGGCAUAGCUGAUGGGCCUCUGAAAGCGACUGAGGAUGUAUGGGUGAAGAAGCACUAUGGGGACGAGUUCAAGUUCCUUCAGGUUCACGGUUUGAGCAUCUUUAAAGAAGAAGAUCGAGCAGAGGGCCGCAUCAUCAUUCGCACGAUGAUAUCGCGCGAUAACGAAGAAACCAGUGCGAUCUAG